AUGAUUUCCCCAGUCUACCAAAUUCCUGAGAAGCCCCUCCACUCCGGGCGACCUGUGAGGAUUAUUUGUAUCGGAGCUGGGGCUUCGGGCCUGUUGCUUGCGUACAAAGUCAAGUAUAAUUUCGACGAGAAAGACGUCGAAAUACAAGUCUAUGAGAAAAACAAAGACCUCGGGGGCACGUGGUUGGAGAAUAGAUACCCCGGGUGUGCUUGUGAUUGCCCAGCUCACACGUAUACGUGGUCCUUUGAACCCAAGACGGACUGGUCACAGGCGUAUGCCACCUCACCCGAGAUAUACGAGUAUUUUAGAGAUUUUGCCCAAAAAUACGAUCUCGAGAAGUAUAUCCAGUAUGAGAGUCCAGUUACAGGAGCUACCUGGGAUGCGGAUUCUGGAAAAUGGCUUGUCGAGAUGACCACCCCAGCCGGGAAGAAAGAAGACUCUUGCGAUAUCCUGAUUAACGCAGGAGGUAUAUUGAAUGCCUGGAGAUGGCCGGCCAUCCCUGGUUUGGAUAGUUUUGCAGGUCCAAAACUACAUUCGGCAAAUUGGGAUCAGAGUCUGGAUCUCACAGACAAGAAAAUUGGCCUGAUUGGAAAUGGAUCCUCGGGAAUCCAGAUCUUGCCCACCAUUCUCCCGCAGGUAAAGCACGCCGUCAACUUUAUUCGUGAGCCCGCAUGGAUUUCGCCAAUUAUUUUACCGGGUUUUGAAGCCCGCAAGUUCGAUGAACAGGAAAAGCAGGAGUUCCAACAAAAUCCGGACAAGCACUUGCAGUAUCGACGAUCCAUAGAAAGCAGUGGAAAUGCCAUCUUCCCGCUCUUCCUCACGGAGAGUCAACAGCAGCAACAAGCAAUGUCAUUCUUUUCACAGAGCAUGAAGGAUCAGAUCCCUGACCCCUAUCUGAGACAAAAGCUCGUCCCGGAAUGGAGCGUUGGUUGUCGUCGCCUGACGCCUGGCACUGGCUACCUGAAAGCCUUGAGUGACCCCAAGUCCAGUGUGGUGUAUGGUGAGAUCACAAGGAUAGGUCCCAAGGGCCCGGUCACCGAAGAUGGAAAAGAGCACCCUAUCGAUGUGCUUGUGUGCGCUACGGGGUUUGAUACCAGCUUCAAACCACGUUUUCCACUUCGAGGCUCCGGGGGCAUAUUGUUGAGUGAGAAGUGGGAGAAUAAUCCAAAAGCGUACCUGGGCAUGGGGGCUCCCGGCUUUCCCAACUACUUCAUGUUCUUAGGCCCAAACUGCCCGAUUGGAAAUGGACCUGUGCUCAUCGGCAUCGAAGCCCAGGCCGACUACUUCAUGAAGUUCAUUAAGAAAUUUCGUGAAGAAAACAUCAAGUCCUUUACUCCCACGGAAGAGGCUGUGGAGGAAUUCACUCGUCAUAAAGACGUAUGGAUGAAGCGCAGCGUCUGGGAUAAGGACUGUCGCUCCUGGUACAAAAACUCGUCAGGAACGGUGACCGCUGUCUGGCCAGGAUCCGUUCCCCAUUACAUUGAGCUCUUGGAAAGGCCGCGCUUUGAAGACUAUGGCUGGGAAUACACCGACCCUAGUAAUCGCUGGUCAUUCUUGGGCAACGGUUUCUCGCAACGAGAGACCUUGGGUGCCGAUCUUGCUUGGUAUAUUCGCCAAGCGGAUGAUGCGAUCCCGUUGGGCAAAAAUGAACGAUUCGCCUCGACUUUGAAAAAAACUAAAUAG
Messenger RNA from Rhinocladiella mackenziei CBS 650.93, 1683 nucleotides. RefSeq lists its product as uncharacterized. The record is from RefSeq and is a predicted model, not a curated record. The transcript is spliced from 5 exons. The coding region runs from base 1 to 1683 and encodes 560 amino acids. Gene Ontology annotation, molecular function: NADP binding; N,N-dimethylaniline monooxygenase activity; flavin adenine dinucleotide binding. Lineage: Eukaryota; Fungi; Ascomycota; Eurotiomycetes; Chaetothyriales; Herpotrichiellaceae.